UUAAUAUUCCAAGGCACAAACUGAAAAUUGACUGCAGCACUAGGUGGAACAGUGCAUAUGAGAUGGUGAGCAGGUUUUUGGAGCAACAGCCUGCGAUCACCGCCACACUCCUCUCCCCUCUGGUGAGAAGAGCAGAGUCAGACCUCUGCACUCUCAGUGAGACUGAUGUCACCAAUGCAGAGGAUGUCAUCGCAGCCCUCAAGCCCAUGAAGGAUGCAACGUCUGUCAUGUCAGAGGAGAGCAGCCCCACUAUUUCUCUGGUUGCUCCUUUGCAAGCUAAACUCCUUGAUGAGACAAAGGACAGUACUGGGGUGUCUACACAGGUCAAGGAGAUAAAGCAGGCCAUACACGAGGACCUCGGCAAGAGAUACCGCAGCGAGCAGGAGAAGCAAAUUCUUCACACAGCUGCUGCUCUCGACCCUCGGUUUAAAGGCCUGCCCUUCCUGUCAGAGGAGGAAAGAGAGGAGGCCUAUGGCAGAGUGGCUGAGGCUGCCUCCCAACUAGAGCAAGAUGAGCGAGAGGACGAGGAACAAACCCCUGCUGCGAGGGAAGAGGACCCCCCAAACACUGAGGGGGAGGAGGAACACAGAGCUCCCAAAAGAAUGACUUUGUCAUCUUCCCUGCUGGAGAAUCUGCUGGGGCAGAACUUCAGUGAGGCUCGAGUGCGACAGCCCAGGUCUGCCUAUGCCAGGGCUCAGGAAGAAGUUAACAAGUACUGUAGUGCUCCACCUCUCCGUCUCUCUGAGGACCCUCUUGACUGGUGGGGUCAGAAUGAGGUACAUUUUCCUCUUAUUUCCAGGCUCGCCAAGAGGUACCUAUGUAUUCCAGGUACCAGUGUUGCUGCAGAACGAGUUUUUUCGACUGCAGGAGAUAUUGUCACUGCACAGCGCAGCACACUAUUAUCUGAGCAUGUCGAUCAAGUCUUGUUCUUACACAAGAACUUGCAAAUUUGCACAACACUCAUUAGCUAAGCACAUCUGAAUUGACCUGCAUAGAGAUUUUAUUGUGGCCUGUUUUUUGAGUUUUUGUAGCAAUGGCCUGUUGAAUGCACUUUUAAAAGGAAUUUUUAUGUUUUGUCAAAGGGAUUCUGUGCCAAGUAUUUAGUCUGAAGUCAAGUUCAUAUUUUUGUAAGUAGGGGCCACAUUUUUUUGUUAUAGUUUGAAAAUACAAUUGAGCUGUAGGUACAGAAUUAUACAUUUAUGUAACUCAGGACAGCCUUUUUAUUUUGCUGAAGAUUGAAUGUACUGUUGAGCUGCUGAUACAGAAUGAGUAUUUUAUUUGUAACUCAGGGAAAACCUUUUCAUGUUUACAAAACUUAAAAAGCAGCAAAGCACUUUUUUUGAGCUGCUG
Messenger RNA from Epinephelus moara (kelp grouper), 1350 nucleotides. RefSeq names its product E3 SUMO-protein ligase ZBED1-like. Gene Ontology annotation, molecular function: protein dimerization activity. The coding region runs from base 63 to 971 and encodes 302 amino acids. NCBI's taxonomy places the organism in Eukaryota, Metazoa, Chordata, Actinopteri, Perciformes, Serranidae. The transcript has 2 exons. The record is from RefSeq and is a predicted model, not a curated record.